UCAUUUUGUUUCAGGAGAAAAAGGGGAAAAAAAAAAGAAAAGAAAAAGAAAAUUAAAAGAGAGACUUUGUUUGCUUUUGGGUCAUUUCACCUCAGAGAAAGAGGGAGCAAAGUCUUCUCUUUCACACAUUGAAUCUCAAGCCCAAUGGGAUGGCUUUAGGGUUUUCACUGCUCAAAUGCAGUAAGGUGUGCUUUGUUUAUUCUUGAUCUCUCUCCAUUUUUGUUUUCUUUGUUUUGCCCAGAAUUGGCCACCCAAAUGACUAAUUUCCAUCUGGGUGUUCUUUGAUUUCAUUCUUGAUCCUUAUAGCUCACUCAGGUUGUGUUGGAAACAUUUUUAUUUCCUUUUAUGUCAUUAGGAAAUCUUGAAAUUUUAAGCAACACCCAUCUUGGUUUUUGGAUUCUAAGAAAAGGGUUUUAGAUUUCUGUUUAACAGAGACAGUGAGUGAGAUCUUUAGGAUGCUCUGAGCUCAAUCAGGUUGUGGUGGAAAACUUUUUGAAUUAAACUUAAGCUAUAUCCAUUUCGGUAUUUACUUCUUGUGGAAAUGGGUUCUGAAUAUUUUUCUUUUCUAGAAAUGAAUUUGUGGUUGUGGUAAUGUUUUCUCAUCUGGGUUUCUAGGGUUUUAGUUUUAGUACUAGGAUCUGGUUUCGUGGGGCUUGGAUGAUGAACAUGGAGGGGGUUGAAGAAGCUAACAAAUCAGCUGUUGAGAGCUGUCAUAGAGUUCUUAGUUUCUUAUGCCAACCUCAAGAUCAGGUUCAGUAUAGAAACUUAAUGAUGGAGACAGAAGAGGCUGUGUUCAAGUUCAAGAGGGUUGUGUCUCUUCUCAACAAUGGCUUUGGCCAUGAAAGAGUGAGAAAGUUUAGGAGAUUAAGAUCAUCUUUGCCCCAGAGCAUCUUCCUAGAAACCCCUAAUUACAAACCGAAUCCUUCACCAAAGCCACUCCAAUUACUCCCAACUAAUUUCCUUGAAAACCCACUUCCAGAAAUAGAUUCAAAAGCCAAAAGUUCUCUGCAAAUCACCCCAAAAAUAUUUCUUGAGAGUCAGGCAUCAGAUAUUGUUUCAUCAGUCAAGCCUCCUUUGCAAAUUGUUCAGCAAAAACCAUCACAGCACUAUCAGUUCCUUCAACAACAGCAUCAUCAUCAUCAUCAUCAUCAGCAGCAGCAGCAGAUACAGAGGAUACAGUUUCAGAAGCAACAGAUGAAGUAUCAAGCUGACAUGAUGUACUCUAGGAGUAACAGUGGAAUAAACCUUAAGUUUGAUGGCUCUAGUUGCACACCCACGAUGUCAUCCACUAGAUCAUUUAUAUCUUCUCUUAGCAUGGAUGGUAGUGUUGCUAACUUGGACGGAAAUUCCUUCCAUUUGAUCGGUGUUCCUCAGCUUUCUGAUCCAAAUUCUCACCAACCCAGAAGGAGAUGCAGCGGUAGGGGAGAAGAUGGGAGCGUCAAAUGUGGUAGCAGUGGUAAAUGCCAUUGUUCAAAGAGGAGGAAACUGAGGGUGAAGAGAUCUAUUAAAGUGCCUGCCAUCAGUAACAAGGUUGCAGAUAUUCCUCCUGAUGAGUUUUCAUGGAGGAAGUAUGGGCAGAAGCCAAUUAAGGGUUCACCACAUCCUAGGGGGUACUAUAAAUGUAGCAGCAUGAGAGGUUGCCCAGCAAGGAAGCAUGUUGAGAGAUGUUUGGAAGACCCUUCAAUGCUAAUUGUCACUUACGAAGGUGAGCAUAACCAUUCCAGGUUGCUGUCUUCACAAUCUGCCCACACAUAACGAACUUCAUCAGAAAUGAUAUUGAGAAUCCAACUUAGAACUGUUCGGUUACAACCAAAAGCUGGUUGAUGUUAGUUGUGAAUUGCUCCUGUACAUAAUAUAUGGUUCAAACCUGAGACUAUUGAUGGUGGAGUAGAUUUUAAAGUGAAUAGGAUCUCUUAAGUCUCUUAGCUUUUUGGUUCAGACAUGCAAUCAACAGAGAAGCUCUUAUAUGAAAAAGGGGUUGAAAUUGUAAACUUGCUCCUCCCUGGAAACCUAAAUUAUUAUGUUUCUUUAUCUCAAAUUUUGAGUCCCUAGUUGAAUUCAUCAUUUGCA
This is a messenger RNA of Vitis riparia (riverbank grape), 2070 nucleotides long. RefSeq names its product probable WRKY transcription factor 74. NCBI's taxonomy places the organism in Eukaryota, Viridiplantae, Streptophyta, Magnoliopsida, Vitales, Vitaceae. The record is from RefSeq and is a predicted model, not a curated record. Gene Ontology annotation, biological process: regulation of DNA-templated transcription. Gene Ontology annotation, molecular function: DNA-binding transcription factor activity; sequence-specific DNA binding. Bases 658 to 1755 code for a protein of 365 amino acids. The transcript has 3 exons.